UUUUUUUUUUUUUUCCGUUACAAUGCCAAUUCAAUUUCCGUGCAUUACUUUGGCCGGUACCAACCUGGGUUUUUGUAUCUGUUCCUUUUUUUCUUUUCCUAAUUUGCCUCUGUGAAGGAUCCUCAGACCAGACUUGGCAGUCAGUCAUGACAACUGAUACAACUGCCCCAAGUUAUUGGUUAAACUGGAGGUUCUUCCUCUGUGCAAUAUGGGUCUUAACCUCCAUUGUUGUAUCGGCAAUUAUAAUAUGGAAAUUCGAAGGCUCCAAAAAAUCAAAAACAGCGGGAAGAGAUAACUGCCGAGAUAAAGUAGGAUCUUUGUACAAGGAUGAAGCUUGGAAGACGUCUUUGAUAGUAGUCCAUCCUGCUUGGCUGCUUGCCUUCAGAGUCAUUGCUUUCAGCACUCUUUUGGCAUUGCUUAUUGCCAGUGUUGUUCUUCAUGGAUUUGGAAUGUUCUACUUUUAUACCCAGUGGACUUUCACCUUGCUCACCAUGUAUUUUGGGCUUGCGUCUGUAUUCUCCAUUUAUGGGUGUUGCCAAUGUUGUCAUGAAGUUGGUGAUGGGGUUGAUCUUGUCGCUUUAGAUGCAAAGCGAGGCACUUAUGUGGCUCCAGCAUUGGAGGAAAAUGCCAAGCUGCAAAAUAUGUCUAAAAACGUGAAUUCCCAUGAAGAAACUCGUGUUAGGAAAACUGCAGGGACAUGGGGCUAUGCCUUUCAAAUCAUUUACCAGGUUUGUGCAGGUGCUGUGACGCUUACAGACUGCGUCUUUUGGUUCGUACUUUAUCCAUUUCUCACCUCCGCUGAUUACAGAUUGAGUUUUAUGGAUGUAAGUAUGCAUUCAAUCAAUGCUGUUUUUCUCCUCGGUGAUGUCUUUUUGAAUGGCUUGCGGUUUCCCUUCUUCCGAAUAGCUUAUUUUAUUCUAUUGACGGGAAUAUUUGUCAUCUUUCAAUGGAUCAUCCAUGCUUGUGUUUCAAUGUGGUGGCCUUAUCCAUUUCUGGACUUGUCGUUGCCAUAUGCUCCUAUCUGGUAUUUGGGCGUGGGGUUGCUACAUCUUCCAUGCUAUAGCGUUUUUGCUAUGAUAGUAAGGAUGAAGCACUUGUGCUUGUCAAGAUUGUUCCCAGAUGCAUUAUAAACGCCUUGCCUUACUUUCUCUCUGGAUUAGUUUAACUGCUCAUAUGGGAUUUUCCCGCCAUGAAAGAUUUAUGUGUUAAGCAAAGGCCGACUAAACUCUACUCCGAAGUUAACAAGGCUUCUCUCUUUCACCAGGUUUGUACCUGUGGUCCCUAUAUGGUAUGUGAGAUAUGGGAUAGAGGAUUUGAUAUUCUUUAUAGGACUCUGCGACUGUUAAUAUGUGGAAUGUGUAAAGCUUUAGAAUUUUGAGGAAACAAGCAGUGUAUGACUCUUGCAGAUUGAUGCCUAAUGAAUGACACUAUUGCACUGAGCAGUUCCACUAGAA
This is a messenger RNA of Rhododendron vialii, 1454 nucleotides long. RefSeq lists its product as uncharacterized. The record is from RefSeq and is a predicted model, not a curated record. Bases 147 to 1130 code for a protein of 327 amino acids. Gene Ontology annotation, cellular component: membrane. Lineage: Eukaryota; Viridiplantae; Streptophyta; Magnoliopsida; Ericales; Ericaceae. The transcript has 9 exons.